Besnoitia besnoiti is the source of this 1116-nucleotide messenger RNA. RefSeq names its product Adenosine/AMP deaminase domain-containing protein. NCBI's taxonomy places the organism in Eukaryota, Apicomplexa, Conoidasida, Eucoccidiorida, Sarcocystidae. The coding region runs from base 1 to 1116 and encodes 371 amino acids. The transcript is spliced from 8 exons. Gene Ontology annotation, molecular function: adenosine deaminase activity. The record is from RefSeq and is a predicted model, not a curated record. Gene Ontology annotation, biological process: inosine biosynthetic process; adenosine catabolic process.
AUGUCAGCCACAACUCCUCUUCCAUCGCUGAAGGAUAUCACAUCCUUGCCGAAAGUCGAGCUGCAUGCUCAUCUGUUCGGCUCUAUUCGCGUUCCGGUCCUCGAGGAAAUACGCAAGAGGGCCGCGGAAGAAAAUGGCACAGGAGCGACCGCGGAAACAGCGUCCGCGAAUGCAGUGCGGCUUGAGGGAAACUGCAUUGGCAUGGGGGAUGCUUUCGCGUACUUCUCCGCUGUCUACCAAAUCGUUAAACGGAAAGCCGACAUCGGUUACGCCCUCCGGACGGUCCUUGCCGACUUUAAUCGCGACAACGUCGUGUAUCUCGAGUUGCGGACGACUCUGAAAACGAUUCCUGAAGAAGCCGUUGACCCAGCCAGCUACGUGGCGCUGCUGGUUGAAGAGCUCCAGUCUGCGCAGAAAAAGUACCCAAUGACUGUGCGCCUCGUCCUCUCGCUGAACCGCGCUGCUCUGACGUGCGCGGAGCGCGCGCGGGAGGAGGUUACCAAGAUCUUCGAGCUCGCGGAGCUUUAUCCGGAGUGGAUCGUUGGGAUCGAUAUUGCUGGCGACCCUCGAAAAGGCGACAUUCUGCCUGCGCUGGCUCUGCUCGACGAGGAGGUGAUGAAGCCCAGUGGGCGGAUGCACGGCAAGCUUAAGUUGACCAUUCACACGGCCGAGCUAGAAGGCUGUGAGGCCGAAACAGAAGCCACUCUGCAGCUGAAGCCCCAUCGGAUUGGCCACGGGUGUUAUCUGGCUGACAGCCAAAGAGAGUGGCUUGUCAAGGAAAAGAUUUGCGUCGAAGUGUGCCCUACGUCGAAUAUGUGUACCCUCAAGCUCCAAAAUUUAAAGGACCACCACUUCGCGUAUUAUUACAACAAGAAACUACACCGCAACGUUUGCGUCUGCACGGACGACGUUGGGCUAUUUGAUACUUCCCUCUCUCAGGAGCUUUACGCUAUGAGUCAGGCAUACAAUCUUUCGCUUCGCGACGUCUACGAACUCCAGCGGUCUGCGCUGGCGGCUGCUUUCUGCCGUGCCGAGGACAAAGCUUUGAUUGAGGAACGAUUCUUCCGGUCCGCUUCACUGCGAAAUAUGAACAAAGGAGACGUCUGUACACUCUGA